ACAUGACUAAAUCAUCGUGUAACGCGUAUAAAAAACAGAAAGACCUGUCAAAUAAUCACAUAAAUAGAGUGGCCACAAUCUGUGGUGUUUUUAUCCAGCUGUGCUGCUUUCGUCACAGUGACGUGGCGCCGCGGACGCUCGGGCUGCAUUGCGCUCGCGCUGAGCAUUUAGGGAAGCUACGGGAGCGCCGGAGUCUUGUAAACACCUUGCAGGACACCAACACGCACUCAGUACACAGAGGAUGCGACUGUCCAUACUGACCCUUUUUAAAAUCGUGCACGACGGAGUCGACAAAAUGUGGCGCGCGCAUUAAGCGGAGAAUACGCUUUUGGGUUUAAUUCUUGUGCGAUCUUUACCUGGACGCGUUUCAACCAAUGAUCAUGAAUGACAUAAAAGUUGCAGUUAUGGGAUCUGAGGGUGUUGGGAAAUCAGCACUUAUUGUUCGGUUUCUAACUAGACGAUUUAUUGGAGAGUAUGCGUCCUCAACAGAGUGCAUUUACAGAAAGCGCAUGUCUAUUGAUGGACGACAGUUGAACCUUGAACUGUAUGAUCCUUGUUCUCAGCCGUGUGAAGGGAAGUCCACUCUCAAUGAGCAGAUCCACUGGGCCGACGGCUUCGUGGUGGUUUAUGACAUCAGCGAUCGCUCCUCCUUCCUCACGGCCACUGCCAUAGUGCACCUCAUCCGAGAGACUCAUCUAGGAGUGGCUAAAAGGGACAGGGACACAGACUCUGUGAUUUUCCUGGUGGGCAAUAAGCAAGACUUGUGCCACGUGCGGGAGGUGGACAGGGAGGAAGGCCAGAGGCUGGCAUCCGAGUGCCGCUGCCAGUUUUACGAGCUGUCCGCCGCAGAGCAUUACCAGGAGGUGGUGCUCAUGUUUUCCAAAAUUGUGCGAAAUGCCAGUCUGGGAGGAAAAGCCAAGGACCGCCGGCGCCGCCCUAGCGGCUCUAAAUCCAUGGCCAAGCUCAUCAACAACGUCUUCGGCAAACGACGGAAAUCGGUUUAAGAACUUGAAGACAAAAUGGACAAUGGUUACAUAGACAUGAGAUGUGGCAUGUAAACCUGUCUCAGGAUAAGUCACAUUACACCCCAAAAUCUAAAUCAAUGCAUUAAAAGUACAUUAUUUUUAUUUGUGAAAUUAUGUUUAUGAUAAUUGAGAACACAGCCCCCACAAAUUUUCAGUGUAGUAAAAAGAAAUAAUUUUUUAAAAGUAUUAAUUGUUAUUACUUUGGUGCAUGAGUCCAUGAGUAUUUACAUCAUGGUAGUAUUUUUUCUAUCGCCUUUACUUCUGAUUUUACUUUUUAAUUAUAAAGAAUACUGUAUUACAUGAAUGAGAAUCUAAUGAGGGAUUCCUAUUAUUGAGAAUUACAAAAAUAGGAUUAUUUGGGAAAAAUGCGCUGACUGUCUUAAAGGAAUAGUUCACCUUCAAAAUGAAAAUUCUGUCAUUGUUUGCACGCCCUCUUGUCUUUUCAAACCUGUGUGACUUUCUUGCUUCUGCAGAAAACAAAAGAAGAUAUUUUGAAAAAUGUUUGUAACAGAAAACCGUUGGGUUUGUGUAUUAUUCUUUUUAUAAUAAUGCCACAAUUUUGUAUCGUUUUGGGGUGAAAUGAACUUAUUUCCUCAUUGCUUAUUUUUUGCUGUUAUCUUGUCUAGUCAUCGCAGUGAUUUGUACUGUGUAAACAUUUCCUGUACACCGUCUACUCUUUGCCUUAAAAGGGUCUUUGAUCACUUUUUGAAUGUUUUUUUCAAAAAUCCUACAAAAAGCAGAGGACACUGACAUUUUAGCUUGCGAGGCUUAAAAGCCAAAGUCAGCUCUGAAUUUGCCAUGUAAUAAUUAUGGAGAAAGUGUUUCUUGUGCUUGUAAGUACCUGUUUACUCACUGUUUUAUGAAAUGAAAUAUCUUGCUUCACGUAUUGUAUGAUGCAAGUAUUGACAUACUAUGGUGUUAUUAUGGGAUUUUAAAUCUCCAGUCAGACAACUUUUAAUUCAUGUAAAAAAAUGUGCAUUGAAAUAACUAUUGAUUAAGUAAAAUUGACUGAAUACUUUUAACUGGUACGCUACAGAAAUGACAUUUUCUUCAAGGCAGAAAGCUAGACUUAUUUUUGAGUAAUAAAACCAAAACUGUAAUUCAAAUGGAUUUAUUUGUUUUUCAUUUGUAUGC
Molecule: messenger RNA, 2159 nt
Organism: Triplophysa rosa
Lineage: Eukaryota; Metazoa; Chordata; Actinopteri; Cypriniformes; Nemacheilidae
Gene: rergla
Product: RERG/RAS-like a
Exons: 5
Coding region: 375-1004 (209 amino acids)
Molecular function (GO): GTP binding; GTPase activity
Source: RefSeq, a predicted model, not a curated record